AACUAUUGAUAAAAAAGAAAUCAUAUCAAUAAUAAUUACAAUAAUAACCGGAUUAUCGCAACAGCUUGCAGACUGAAUUGAACAACGAAACGAAGUGAAAUAUUUACAGCUGCACAUUUAAAGGAUAUGGUUAUUCGAAUUUUGGAAAUUAUUCAAGAAUGUACAGGACGUCUCUCCUUGUUCUCGUUAUAUUUAUUUCUUUGGCGCGGUUAUGUUCGAGUCGGACGAACGUUUUGUUCUUAAUUGCAGACGAUAUGCGUCCACAGAUUGGAGCAUAUGAAGGAAAACAUUUUCCAGCUGUGGUGUCUCCAAAAAUGCAUACACCGAGCAUAGAUGUUCUGGCUUCACGUAGCUUGCUACUUGAAAGAUCUUAUUGUCAACUUGCAAUUUGUGCGCCGAGUAGAUCGUCACUGUUGACUGGGCGCAGACCAGAUACUACACGUGUCUACGAGAUUGGACCUUACUUCCGGGAAGUUGGUGGAAAUUUCACAACAUUGCCACAAUAUUUUAAAAUGAAUGGCUAUUUAUCUGUUGGAAUGGGAAAAGUGUUCCAUCCAGGUGAACCCUCUGGCUGGGAUGAUCCUGUCUCAUGGUCAGAUCCUUACUUCAGCGGCAAAACUAACUUUGAGUCCUUUAAUUCAACAUGGUCUGCAGUCCCCGAUGAGCUUCUCAUAGAUAACCCCCUAAUAGACGAGCAAAUUGCUAACCAAGCAAUAGCAACAAUGCAAAGACUCGCAACAGAUGCCAGAUCGGGUAAACAACCAUUCUUCUUAGCCGUUGGGUUUAGGAAACCACAUUUGCCAUUUGUUUUUCCGGAAUCAUUUUUAAAGUAUUAUCCUGUUUCUACAGUUAAGCUUCCAAGCAAUCCUUAUAUACCUGUCAACAUGCCAGAUGCCGCAUGGUUUGAUUAUCCGAGGGCUCAGAAGACACGCGAUGUUAGAGCGUUUAAUGUUACCGGAGAAUCAAUUCAACUCUGCCAGAUAUUUUGGCACUUCAGUAAGAAGGCGUAUUACUGCUCUGUAUCAUGGAGACUGAUUCUUUGA
Molecule: messenger RNA, 1043 nt
Organism: Ruditapes philippinarum (Manila clam)
Lineage: Eukaryota; Metazoa; Mollusca; Bivalvia; Venerida; Veneridae
Product: iduronate 2-sulfatase-like
Exons: 1
Coding region: 159-1043 (294 amino acids)
Molecular function (GO): iduronate-2-sulfatase activity
Source: RefSeq, a predicted model, not a curated record